Molecule: messenger RNA, 1473 nt
Organism: Ostertagia ostertagi
Lineage: Eukaryota; Metazoa; Nematoda; Chromadorea; Rhabditida; Trichostrongylidae
Source: the annotation of a GenBank genome assembly
AUGAAGUCGAAAUACCUUGUUCAGGAUCACUUCACUCAUUUCCUACUUGACGAUACUCAACGAGAACCGACGCUUUAUUGCAUGUCUGGUCUCACCACACUAGCCGUAUAUCCACGUAAAGGAAAACGGGUAGCCUCAAUCUCUUUGGACUCCUCCUAUGAAACUCGUCUGACUGCCGCUUGUCUGAUGCGUGGUGUCGAAGGUGUCUACGUAACUGAUGAUAAAGAAGUCUUUCCAAUCUACUUCUAUCGGGAAAAGCGAUUCUUCGACGCUGGAAAUCCCAUAUCGCUGCCUUCAUUUGACCACUUAACGUCUAUUCUCAUGGAACACGAUGGGAUGAUUCUUGGCAGUGGCUCUGGUGGACUGCUUCACUUAGCGUUUGAUCCAGAAAGGAAAUACGAUCACUUCAUCAUAGCCAGCAGUCUCAUGGCUCAUCCAUUUUCUCACGGUCCCAUAAAUGAUCUAAAGAUUCUUUCAACAGAGGACACCUACCUAGCUCUACACUGUUCUGACACUGAAGUUGUGAUAUCGGAACGAGAUCUUGAUCGUUGGCAUCGGGUCACCUAUCACUCGGGUGGUGCUAUUUGCCUUGCCAGUACGCCAUUUUCCCUCGAUCAUCGUGGUGCAUUUGCCGUCACCGGUAGUAAGACCUACGUACGAAUCAAGGCGUUGCACUACACUGAAGGUAACUACUUCCUAAAUCUAAUAACUUGUUAUGAGUAUUUUUUUGAGAUAACCUCGUCGGACUUGCACGAUUUGGGACAAUCUCGAGUGACCGACGAGAGCGGCAAAGAUGUCGAGGUACUCAAUGUGAGUCUUGAUCCAACUAUGGAAUGUCGCCCACUUCCCUGUAAACUACGAUACUCAGUUGGAUAUGCCGAUAAAGCGAUCAGGACCUAUGUUGCUCUACUGACUGGGCAGCACGAAUUCACCGUGUCAGAAAAGUUUAUUGCUCAAAUCGAACCUCUUCAUUGUGUUUCACUGAUGAUCUGUUUCCAUGGACGUCCGAUGGGGUGCUAUGCGGCCAGUGGAAAAACCUUACAAGUUUGGAAUGAUCUUGAUCGCCAUCAGCAGAAGAAAAAUGAAAGUGAACGGAUGGAGCUGAAGAAGAUGGAGGUGGCAAUUUCAUCAAUGGCUCGAGUUGAGGGUCGUUCCUGUUACCUUCUGCUCGGCUACAAAGACAGCCGAGUACAGAUUUUUGAAGAGCGCGGUAAAGGGACCGGUAAACUUGACUCGAUUGGCUGGAUCGAUGAAUGCCAUCCAAACAGCGACAUUCGGCCCGUUACCGUUCUUCGAGCCCGUGUUGAUCCACUUUCGUCCGGCGAUCGGCUUUUCAUACUUUCAAUGGCCGGCCCAUCCAUAUUCAUUCAUUCUGCGCUGAUAGAAGCCGGAAAACUGGUCGAGCUCAUCUUUGUUCUAGCCACUGAACAUGAAAUGGCUAGCCCUCGGUCGUUCGAGAUGCUCGAUUCCAGG